AUGUCCGGUAACAACGGUAACAACAACGGCAAGGGCAGCUCCAAGAGCCAGUCCUCCAAUCAGUCCUCCAACAAUUCCUCUGGAGGAGGUUCCUCGUCCAACUCCAAAGUCGCCCAGUUCUCCGAAGCCAAGCCCGGCCAACCCAUGUCUGACUACGAGUACCUCAAGCCCUGGGGCGGCAGGACAGGGUUUAUGGCUUCCUACGGAAUUAAGCCUACUCCCGAGGGCUUUGAGGAGUCCAGAGAGCUGAUCGAUCAGAUGAGGGAGAAGUCGGGGUUUGGCAAGAGCCCUUACCGCGAGUAG
This is a messenger RNA of Sordaria macrospora k-hell, 303 nucleotides long. RefSeq lists its product as uncharacterized. NCBI's taxonomy places the organism in Eukaryota, Fungi, Ascomycota, Sordariomycetes, Sordariales, Sordariaceae. The record is from RefSeq and is a predicted model, not a curated record.